Liolophura sinensis is the source of this 1794-nucleotide messenger RNA. RefSeq lists its product as uncharacterized. The transcript is spliced from 3 exons. The coding region runs from base 276 to 1433 and encodes 385 amino acids. Lineage: Eukaryota; Metazoa; Mollusca; Polyplacophora; Chitonida; Chitonidae. The record is from RefSeq and is a predicted model, not a curated record.
UAUUAAGAAAAUCUUUCAGCUUAAUCAAACUCUCUUAAUGCAGCUUUCUUUUUUAUUUGAAAUUUGCCUACUCAUGUUCAGUAGGUCUUGUCAAACAUCUUUGAGACUUCUUAUUAUUUCUAGCAUAUUGCGGUCGUUCUCUCAGACGUGUAUAAAUACCUCUGCAAGUGACACAUACAUCAUCUACAUACUCAAAGUGGCAUGAGACAAGGCGAUCUGCUGGUUCCAAAUUUGUCUGCCGAUUUCCAAGUUAACCACGCGCUGAACUUAACAGCAUGUUUUCCACACUCCGGGUUAACGUAUUGGCUAUACUGAUCUGUGCAAGCAUAUUAGACACAGAUGGACAUGGAUAUCUAUACGAUCCGCCAUCUAGGUCCUCUCUGUGGAGACACGGGUACAACGUGGAGCCAAACUUCGACGACAACGCCUUAUACUGUGGUGGUAGAGAGGUGCAGUGGGGUUGGAAUGGCGGGAAGUGCGGGGUGUGUGGAGACCGAUUCGACGGACCGCGCCACAAUGAGGCUGGUGGCAAAUACGCCACUGGCAUCAUCUCUAGGAAUUAUGCACAGGGUGGGGUUAUUCCUAUCACAGUCAAACUGACAGCUCCUCACGCAGGCUGGUUUGAGUUCCGGAUCUGCCCUAACAAUGACAUCACAAAGGCGGUCACACAAGAGUGUUUGGACAAGUAUCUGCUGGGAUUGGCAAGAAACCCGGAUGAAACACGUUUUAAUAACGUCACCAAAGGCGGCAUCUUCCCCAAAGGAGAAAUAUACAAUCUGGAGUAUCGACUUCCGGCCUCUUUGACCUGCGCACAAUGUGUUCUACAAUGGCGGUACAAUGCAGGUAAUGACUGGGGGUGUGUGGAAGGAACUAACAUAUGUGCCGUCGGACUGGGUCCACAAGAACAGUUUUACGGAUGUGCAGACAUCGCCAUUUUACCAAGGAGUGGGUCAACACUGCCGACUAGAUCGACUACCAAGACGACAGACAGAACAAAAGCACCAACGAUAAAGAUAACAACGAGCACAACAAAAUCAACAAGGCCACCAACGACAUCGAAAUCGACAACGAUGACAAAAGCCACACCGACAACAAAUAGAGCGACAACGACCUCGAAGUCGACAACGACUACAAAAGUCACACCGACAACAAAUAGAGUGACAACGACCUUGAAGUCGACAACUAGGAUGACAACAAAAAUGACCACUAAACCAACGCCUACCACACUGAAGACAAGCAUUGCCACGACUAGCUCGGCAUCCGCAAAACCAACGACGACGACAAAAUCUAAUCAGCGACCGCUUUGUCGUGGAGCGGGAAUUUUCCGGGGAACCGUCAUGGACAACCGCUGUGUUUAUAUGUGCCAGAUGGGAACAUGCCCGGACAUAUUCUGUACGGAUGCAUGUCGCGAACUAUAUCCUAACGCUGUAUAAGAUCCCAAUAACUUUUAUUUUAAGCGAAGAAGUAAACUGACUGAAACACAACUUCGCAUGAACUCUGAAUACAACACAGAAAAUUGUAUUAAACUCACAACUGAUGGCCGUGUGAGGCAAAGUAAUAUAUGAAAGAAAUAUAAAGGAUGAAACUUAAUUUCCACAAGUCAUUUAAAUCAUUUCAUCUUUUAAUGAGAGGGACACUGUUUUCCUUUUUUUUAUGAUCUCUUAUUGAGAUAGUUUUACAUAUUUCGAGCGCUCAUCUUGAGGCAAUGCAAAGUCCAACUAUAUGUGAUUUACACACGGAUGGAGAGGUUAAACUUUUGAAUGUAUGCCCUGAGCGUGGUGUAAUAAAGUACUU